Messenger RNA from Helobdella robusta, 483 nucleotides. RefSeq lists its product as hypothetical. Bases 1 to 483 code for a protein of 160 amino acids. Gene Ontology annotation, molecular function: DNA-binding transcription factor activity, RNA polymerase II-specific; RNA polymerase II cis-regulatory region sequence-specific DNA binding. The transcript is spliced from 3 exons. Lineage: Eukaryota; Metazoa; Annelida; Clitellata; Rhynchobdellida; Glossiphoniidae. The record is from RefSeq and is a predicted model, not a curated record. Gene Ontology annotation, biological process: regulation of transcription by RNA polymerase II; anatomical structure development.
AUGCCUGGCUCAAAGAAUGUCAACCAGUAUGGAAGGAAGUUCACGAAUGGAAGACCACUACCUGAUGAUCUAAGGGUGCAAAUUCUGAACAUGGCUCUUCAUGGAGUGAGACCAUGUGAGAUCAGCAGGCAGCUGCAGGUUUCUCAUGGAUGUGUCAGCAAAAUUUUGAACAGAUACAGAAAAACAGGGUCAAUAAACCCUGGCAAAAUUGGUGGCAGUAAGCCAAAAGUGACCACUCCAGAUGUUGUGAACAGAGUGAGAGAGUGCAAGGCACAAAAUACACAAAUGUUUGCCUGGGAAAUAAGACAGUGUCUUGUUCAGGAUGGAAUAUGCAGUGAGAAAAACAUUCCCAGCAUCAGCUCCAUCAACAGGAUAAUCAGAGAUAAGGCUGGGCAACAAAGAACAGGUUUCGAAAGAUUUAUUAACUCAGAUGGACAAGAAGAGGUAGCAUUUGUUUUUUUCUUCAAAAUGUCAAGUCAAUAA